Sarcophilus harrisii (Tasmanian devil) is the source of this 996-nucleotide messenger RNA. RefSeq names its product olfactory receptor 2F1-like. Gene Ontology annotation, biological process: G protein-coupled receptor signaling pathway. The transcript has a single exon. Gene Ontology annotation, molecular function: olfactory receptor activity; G protein-coupled receptor activity. Gene Ontology annotation, cellular component: membrane. Lineage: Eukaryota; Metazoa; Chordata; Mammalia; Dasyuromorphia; Dasyuridae. Bases 1 to 933 code for a protein of 310 amino acids. The record is from RefSeq and is a predicted model, not a curated record.
AUGGGGGGUGAUAAUGUGACCUGGGUCAAAGAGUUUAUCUUGUUGGGACUCUCCACUGACCAGCGGAUUCAAGUUGGACUCUUUGUGUUGUUUGGGGCCACCUAUUUGCUGACCUUGCUGGGCAAUGGGCUGAUCAUCCUUCUGAUCUGGCUAGAUACUCGACUACACUCCCCCAUGUACUUCUUCCUCUGCAAUCUCUCAGUUGUUGACAUUUGCUACACAACCAGUGGGGUCCCACAGAUGCUAGCACACUUUCUCAUGGAAAAAAAGACUAUCACCUAUACACGAUGUGCAACUCAGCUCUUCUUUUCUUUGGCAUUGGGUGGAAUUGAGUUUCUACUGUUAGCAGCAAUGGCUUAUGACCGCUAUGUGGCAGUAUGUGACCCCUUGCAAUAUGUCAUGGUCAUGCGCCGAGAAAUCUUUGUGAGUCUAGCCACAGUCUCCUGGCUCAUUGGCCUGACCAAUUCAGCUGUGGAGACAGCAGUCACAAUGAAGCUCCCCACAUGUGGACAGAAUAUCUUGAAUCACGUAGCCUGUGAGACCCUGGCCAUGGUGAGACUGGCAUGUGUAGACAUCACCUUUAAUCAGAUUAUUAUUUUAAUAUCUAGUAUAAUAGUGCUACUGGUGCCCUGCUGCCUGGUUUCCCUCUCUUAUGCCCACAUUGUAGCAGCUAUCCUACGCAUCCGUUCUAUCCAGGGACGUCGCAAAGCCUUUGGGACGUGCACUUCCCAUCUCACUGUGGUUUCCAUGUCUUAUGGGAUGGCUUUAUUCACCUAUAUGCAGCCCCGAACCAGUGCCUCAGCUGAGCAGGACAAAAUGGUAGUGAUCUUCUAUGCUGUGGUAACCCCCAUGCUCAAUCCCUUGAUUUACAGCCUCAGAAACAAGGAUAUGAAAGCUGCAUUGAAAAAAGUGAUAGAAAAAAACUUGGCCUGAGAAAAGGGGAAAAGAUUAUUGUUAUAAAAGGAAAAGAGGGAUUCCCCAGGAAAUAAGGCAUGG